Oncorhynchus mykiss (rainbow trout) is the source of this 3006-nucleotide messenger RNA. Its product is annotated as KIAA2013 ortholog. Lineage: Eukaryota; Metazoa; Chordata; Actinopteri; Salmoniformes; Salmonidae. The record is from RefSeq and is a predicted model, not a curated record.
CAUCCAACGUGAUUUGCGGUAAUUUCAGUAAACCCAUGCAGAAGUGUCAACGAUAGAUUGGUGAGUUGCUUGAAAAGUAUUCCAGCUCAAAAAGGAAUGAAAUCCCAACUGCUAGACAUAAGCGACAAAUGAGCAACAAUUGCACUCAAUGGAUUUAUUGCCACGAUGUGAGAAACAAAUGCAAAGUGUCGCCUAACUAGCAGCGCAAUGCUAGUUUGCAACCGCCAUAACUUAGCUAGCUUGCUAGGUACGUUAGCUCACUUAACUUGUUUUGGUUAGCUUGUUAGCAUGCUAACUGGUUAGGUUUGACAGCAAUCAAGAUUUGACAUGGACAUUUUAGCUAAGGUGCUGUUAUUUGGAUAGCAACAUACAGUAGCUAUAUAAUAUUUGAGUACCAGGUUAUUAGCAUCGCUAGUUAACGUUAUCUAGCUAGGUAAAGUUAGCUUAACUACCGUGUGCAUUGCUAGCUACUAUAGUUGUCAACAGGAAAGACUUCCUACACUAAUAACUCAAAACUUAAGCAGUCAUCUCCUGAUCUAACGUUGAUAUUGGUUAGAGAGAAUGGAGAACCACCUUUGACGGUCCUGUUUUUUUUGUUAUACUGGUAAUUAGGUACUAUUGCUAACUACUCAAAUUGCAAACUUGAGUUAUAGUGACUCUAAAGCAUAAAUACAAUGUGGCUCCAGCAAAGACUAAAGGGCCUACCAGGUCUGCUGUCAAGCAGCUGGGCUAGAAGAAUGCUCAUUGGACUGCUGUUUUUCCUAAUCUUCUACUGGUACCUUAGCUCAGACGGCGCUUUGAGGUUGUUCAGUGGCUUAGGCCAGUCGGGUGGGCCAGCUGGACAAUGCCUCCAGACUGAGAUCCACAGGUGGAAGUCACUGGUGGACCGGGGCGAGGGAAUCUACACUACUCCCCAGGAGAAAGCGGUCACGCCUUUCGUCUCAGGUAACGGCCAUUUCCUGGUGGACAUUGACUCCAACAGACUGUGGGUGGCCUCAUCCUCCCAGCCCGGCUCGGCCCCAGUUUACCAGACUGAGUACUCACCCAUAGUGGGCAUCCACGUCCCGGGGAUGCGGGCCAAGGCGAGGGCCACCAUGCUCUGGUUCCGCAAAGGGGCUGUCCUGUCCGUCCGCUGCGUCCUCCCAGGGGGAGCCGGCAGCUCCGGAUCAGCCCGUGACUGCCUCACCAUCCGAGAAGAGUUCAUCGCCCACCGCAGCCGGCCCAAUGUCUUCCUCCAGAGGAUCCACAUCAACAACCCCUCUGAGCGGGCCGCCACCCUGGAGGUGUCCACCGAAAUGCCCUCAUUCGGGAGCAAGUUCUCAGCCAGUGUAGAGAAGGUGGAGGACAAGGAGGUUGUGCUGUCAUCGGGCCGCGUGGUUCUGCCGGAGAAGAACCAGAUAGUGCUGGUGGUGGUGGCCACCAAUAAGCUGGGCAGCCGCAUCCAGGCGGCUGCCAAGUCAGAGUUUUCCGAGAAUGUGUUGUCGGUGGUGUGGAUGUCAGAGCCCAUCGAGUCGGCCAAGCUGGAGGAGACCUUCACCAGGCUCCGAUACGGAGCCAAGAAAGAACUGGGAGAGCUGCUGAGGGCCAACGUAGAAGAUCUGGUCCAGGACCACCAACAGGCCUGGAUGGACCUCUUCAUCUCUGGGGUGGAGAUGCGUAAGAUCACCGACGCACACACGCCAUCCAGCGCCACAGUCAACACCACGCUCUACUACGUCCUCUCGGCCUCACCGGCUCCCCUGCUGGACCGCCGUCUUGGCACUGAGGAGCGCGCCCGUCUGGAGUCCAGCCUCAACUACGCCGACCACUGCUUCAGCGGGCAUGCCACAAUGCACGCUGAGAACCUGUGGCCGGAGCGGGUCAGCAGCGUGGCCCAAGUCCUGCAGCUGGUCAACCUGUGGACCCUCACCCUGCAGAAGAGGGGCUGCAAGGUGCUGGUGGCGGCGGGCGCCCACGGCGUUAUGCAGGGUGCCGUGCUCAGCUUCGGAGGCCUCUCAUUCAACGAAAACCACCUUCAGUUCCAGGCAGACCCGGACGUGCUGCACAACAGCUACGCGCUGCGGGGAAUCCACUACAACCAGGACCUGAUCAACCUGGCUGUGCUGCUGGACUCCGAGGGCAAACCAUUUCUGCACGUGUCAGUCAAGCCCCAGGAGAAGCCCGUGGCACUGUACGCCUGCGAGGCGGGCUGCCUCAACGAGCCGGUGGAGCUGACGUCGUCGCUGGUGGAGGCCAAGGGCCACGUGUUCCCUGUGAUGGUGACGCAGCCCAUCACGCCGCUGCUCUACAUCUCCACGGACCUUCGCCACCUGCAGGACCUGCGGCACACGCUGCACCUCAAGGCCAUCCUGGCACACGAGGAGCACAUGGCCAAGCAGUACCCGGGCCUGCCCUUCCUCUUCUGGUUCAGCGUGGCUUCGCUCAUCACCCUCUUCCACCUCUUUCUCUUCAAGCUCAUCUACAAUGAGUACUGUGGCCCCGGCGCCAAGCCCCUCUUCAGGAGCAAGGUGACGAAGCCAAGUGAGGAAAUGGAAGCUUAGGAAGCAGCCAUGACAUCACAGGUGCAGAGUAGCAGCCAGUGAAUUACAUUGCCAUAAAGUGUGUUACUGUUCUUGUCAUCUGAUUGGGGUCAUUAUUUGAUAAUGAUAUUUGUGUUGAGAUGGUCAACGUGUUGAUUUGACUUUCGACAUGUUGGAGCUGAAUUCAGAGAAAAAAGCUCACAUUGCCUGAUGAGGUCUUUCAUUGGCAAGGCAAGUGAAAGUGUCAUUCUUUACAGUGCUUCCAUUCAUUUUGGCAGGGCGACCUGUCGGUUUGAAUGAAUACCAUCAUCAUUCACAUUAUUGGUCCUGUUGGUAAAUGUUAAUAUCCAUCCUUGCUUUCUUACUUGGAAGUCUAACAUGGUCUAAAAUGAUUGCAUUGGUAAAGGGUUCCACUAUCUAGCUUUCACCAGUGUUGUUGUUACAGGGGAUGGAUUUUCUAAUUAUUUAAACAGGUCAAUGUCCAAUA